UCCGUUCCCGGCGCAGCCAUGGCUCGCGGUCCUAAGAAGCAUCUGAAGCGGGUAGCUGCUCCCAAGCAUUGGAUGCUGGAUAAACUGACCGGGGUGUUUGCUCCUCGUCCAUCUACCGGGCCCCACAAGCUGAGAGAAUGUCUGCCUCUCAUCAUCUUCCUGAGGAACAGACUUAAGUACGCCCUGACUGGCGAUAAAGUGAAGAAGAUCUGCAUGCAGCGCUUCAUUAAGAUUGAUGGCAAAGUGCGAACUGAUAUAACCUACCCUGCUGGUUUCAUGGAUGUUAUCAGCAUUGACAAGACUGCGGAGAAUUUCCGUCUGAUCUAUGACACCAAGGGGCGCUUUGCUGUUCACCGUAUUACACCUGAGGAGGCCAAGUAUAAGCUAUGCAAAGUAAGGAAGAUCUUUGUGGGCACAAAGGGGAUCCCACAUCUGGUGACCCAUGAUGCUCGCACCAUUCGCUACCCUGAUCCCCUCAUCAAGGUCAAUGACACCAUCCAGAUUGACUUGGAUACUGGCAAGAUUACUGAUUUUAUCAAGUUUGAC
Messenger RNA from Octodon degus (degu), 546 nucleotides. Its product is annotated as 40S ribosomal protein S4, X isoform-like. Lineage: Eukaryota; Metazoa; Chordata; Mammalia; Rodentia; Octodontidae. Gene Ontology annotation, molecular function: structural constituent of ribosome; RNA binding. The transcript has a single exon. Gene Ontology annotation, cellular component: ribosome; cytosolic small ribosomal subunit. Gene Ontology annotation, biological process: translation. The annotation marks the transcript as partial. The record is from RefSeq and is a predicted model, not a curated record.